UCAGAGUUAACUUAUAAGUAGAUCAUAAAAUAAAAAUGACAAUUUUUGUAACAAUUCCUUAAUUAAAUAGUGUCGUAUAUUUGAGUAAUAUCUUGUAUAAACAAGAAAAAGACAGAAUUAGUGUAAUUAUCCAUAGUUUUGGAUAAGUAAGAUACGUGAAUAUUCACGAAUAUCAUUCUUUUGUUGUAACCAAAAAAGAAAAGAAAGAUAAUUCGAUAAAUGUGAGAGAUCUUCCGUAACGGAUCUAACUAAUAAACUACAUCGGUGGAUAUAUAUUAAACAUUAAUAACGCAAGGCAAGAAGACGUUUCGUGACAAGUGUUAACAGAGACGACGACAAAGACAUGGCGAAACAAGAAGAAGUUUCUGUCCCGAUCUUCUCAUCCCUUGAACCUGUUUACGGCGAAGGAUCUCAGCUCGAUGAAGCUAAGACACGGUUCGACGUUUUGAAAUCCAAAUUCAACCAAGUGUUUGAUGCUUCUCCCCAACUCUUCGCUCGUUCUCCCGGAAGAGUGAAUUUGAUUGGAGAACACGUAGACUAUGAGGGAUACUCUGUCUUGCCAAUGGCUAUUCGUCAGGAUACCAUUAUUGCUAUUCGAAAACGUGAAGGUCAGAAUCAGCUUCGGAUCGCAAACGUUAAUGAUAAGUACUCCAUGUGUACUUAUCCUGCUGAUCCUCACCAGGAAAUUGACUUGCAGAAUCACAAAUGGGGUCAUUACUUCAUUUGCGCGUACAAAGGGUUCCAUGAGUAUGCAAAGUCAAAAGGGGUGAAUGUUGAUUCACCAGUUGGACUUGAUGUGGUUGUUGAUGGCAUUGUUCCUACAGGUUCUGGAUUGUCAAGUUCUGCUGCCUUUGUCUGCUCAUCAAUGAUUGCUAUUAUGUCUGUCUUUGGUGAGAACUUUGAAAAGAAAGAACUUGCACAACUUACAUGUGAAUGCGAACGGCACAUUGGAACACAGUCUGGUGGGAUGGACCAGGCAAUCUCUAUAAUGGCUAAAACUGGAUUUGCUGAGCUUAUUGACUUCAACCCAGUCCGUGCAACCGAUGUGAAACUCCCUGAUGGAGGUAGCUUUGUGAUUGCACACUCUCUUGCAGAGUCUCAGAAGGCUGUCACAGCUGCUACUAAUUAUAAUAACAGGGUUGUUGAAUGUCGACUUGCUUCGAUCAUACUUGGCAUUAAGCUUGGAAUGGAACCAAAAGAAGCAAUAUCAAAAGUAAAGACUCUCUCUGAUGUGGAGGGACUAUGUGUUUCAUUUGCUGGUGAUCGUGGCUCAUCUGAUCCUGUUCUAGCUGUGAAGGAAUAUCUGAAAGAAGAACCAUAUACGGCCGAGGAGAUUGAGAAAAUCGUCGAGGAGAAGUUACCAUCAGUAUUGAACAAUGAUCCAACAUCUUUAGCUGUACUUAAUGCUGCAACGCAUUUCAAAUUGCAUCAGAGAGCUGCACACGUUUACUCUGAAGCUCGGAGGGUUCAUGGUUUCAAGGAUACUGUCUAUUCAAACUUAAGUGAUGAAGAAAAGUUAAAGAAACUUGGUGAUCUCAUGAACGAAAGCCAUUACAGCUGCAGUGUCCUAUACGAGUGCAGUUGCCCGGAGCUAGAAGAACUGGUUCAAGUUUCAAGGGAUAAUGGAGCACUUGGAGCAAGACUGACUGGAGCUGGAUGGGGAGGCUGUACCGUGUCCUUGGUUAAGGAGUCUAAUGUCUCUCGGUUCAUUGAUACAGUCAAGGAGAAGUACUACAGAAAGAGGAUAGAGAAAGGAGUGGUGAAGGAAGAAGAUAUGGAGCUUUACCUUUUUGCCUCCAAGCCUUCAAGUGGUGCUGCCAUCUUCAACUUCUAACCAUAUGCUUCUUCCUUCUCUCUUAUUUCUAAUUUUCAAUAGUUGUUUGCAAUUGUCACGUUAUAUUAAUUAAUCUCUCAACUUUUAAUUACGAAUAAGUAUUGUUGGAUAAUCAGGUUUGAAACCAAUAACAAAUAAGGUGUGAUAAACAAGUUCAGAAAGGAUAAAUGUACCAGUGGACUACUUAUCCCUUAUAUAAACUUCUAACCAUAUG
Brassica rapa (field mustard) is the source of this 2048-nucleotide messenger RNA. Its product is annotated as galactokinase. Gene Ontology annotation, molecular function: galactokinase activity; ATP binding. NCBI's taxonomy places the organism in Eukaryota, Viridiplantae, Streptophyta, Magnoliopsida, Brassicales, Brassicaceae. The record is from RefSeq and is a predicted model, not a curated record. Gene Ontology annotation, biological process: galactose metabolic process; carbohydrate phosphorylation. Gene Ontology annotation, cellular component: cytosol; cytoplasm.